This is a messenger RNA of Contarinia nasturtii (swede midge), 971 nucleotides long. RefSeq names its product ATP synthase subunit b, mitochondrial (gene ATPsynB). NCBI's taxonomy places the organism in Eukaryota, Metazoa, Arthropoda, Insecta, Diptera, Cecidomyiidae. The record is from RefSeq and is a predicted model, not a curated record. Gene Ontology annotation, biological process: proton motive force-driven ATP synthesis. The transcript is spliced from 3 exons. Gene Ontology annotation, molecular function: proton transmembrane transporter activity. Bases 110 to 859 code for a protein of 249 amino acids.
UCACUUAUAUACAGUUGGUAGCAUUGAAUAAAAAAUUAGACAUAUUUUUCUUCUCAUAGAUAACUUGGGACGUCGAAGAUUAUUUCAUUAAAAAUAAUUUAAAAUCAAAAUGUUGUCACGGGCUAGCGUCUUCCAAGUUCGCAAACCGCUCAAUCAAUUAAUUCGAGCAACCAGCACAACAUCGUCGACCUCAUCGGCUGCUGCUGCUGCAUCAACACCAACUGAAGUUGGUUACCAACGUCCAGUUCGUGGAAUCGAAGCAGCCCCCGUUCGCUAUGGAUUCAUCCCAGAGGAAUGGUUCCAAUUCUUCUACAAAAAAACUGGUGUGUCUGGUCCAUACGUUUUCGGUGCAUCAUUGUUCACCUACUUGGCAUCGAAAGAAAUCUAUGUCAUGGAACACGAAUACUAUGCCGGUAUAUCAUUUUUCGCCCUUUUGAUCAUCGGUAUCAAGAAAUUCGGUCCAGCUGUCAAAAAAUCAUUGGACGCAGAAGUCGAUCAAUACGAAGCCGAUUGGGAACAGGGUCGCAGAGAUGACAUUGCCGCCAAUGAAGAAGCAAUCGAAAGCGAAAAGAAAGAACAAUGGCGUGCUGAUGGUCAAUUGUUGUUGAACGAUGCCCAAAAAGAAAAUGUUGCAUUGCAAUUGGAAGCCGCUUACCGUGAACGAUUGGCAAAUGUGUUCAAUGAAGUGAAACGCCGUUUGGACUACCAAGUUGACAUUCAAUUGGUUGAACGUCGUGUUAAACAAAAGCACUUGGUUAAUUGGGUUACAAACAAAGUACUUGGCAGCAUUACACCCGAUCAAGACAAAGAAACUUUGUCCAAAUGCAUUGCUGAUUUAAACGCAUUGGCUCCAAAAUAAACGAAAAAAUUAAAUCAAUAGCAAGAAAAAAAACACACUGAGAAAUCUUUACUGUAUAAAACUUUCCGAAAUAGAAUUUCAUCAUAACGAAUUGUUUGAUCAAUGGUUCUUA